UUCACUUCACCUCAGUUCACUUCAUCAUUUGUUGUUACCAAACAAAUAAAUUCAUGGCUCCAUCUUCUCUUUCACUCUAAGCUAUAUCGAUCAUACCAAUUACAACAUCGAUCCAUCCUUAGCAAUUAUAUCCUCGGAAGGCCCGAAUCAUUGCAUUUUUGUUGAUGACAGAAAAAUGUUCGAUCAUGCAAUUUAGCUGAAAGUUGCUGAAGCUAUAGGGGUUGUGGCAAAACAUGGCCAAGAAAGUUCUGAGAGCCCAAGAAGCAUUUUUUGCCUUCAUUUUCAUGUUUAUAUUCUUGAACUCAUGGAGGACAUGCCAAAGUUCGGAGCUUCAGCUGCUUCAGACUAUCAAAGCAUCGUUCAAGGAUCCGCUAAGGUCUCUCUCCAAUUGGAAUUCUUCUCUAUCUUUUUGUCAAUGGCACGGUGUUUCUUGCGAUAGCUUGUCUCGCGUCAACAAAAUAGAGCUCUCAGGGAAGAAUUUAUCUGGAAGGGUUCCAGAGACUAUAUUCCUGUUGCAACAUGUUGAAACCAUCAAUCUUUCGAAUAAUCAGUUGUCUGGUUCAAUUCCAGACAAUUUGUCUUCUUGUUUGUCGCUUAAACAUCUCAAUUUAAGCAACAAUAAUUUUACAGGUCCACUUCCCAAGGGCUCAGUUCCGUUUCUCGAGACCUAUGAUCUAUCAAACAAUAUGCUUUCAGGGGCAAUCCCAGAAAAUAUUGGACUUCUGUCAGGCCUAAGAGUACUUGAUUUUGGUGGGAAUGUUUUGGAAGGAAGAAUUCCAAAGUCCAUCACAAAUAUGACAAGCCUUCAAGUCUUGACCUUGGCCUCUAACCAAUUGGUUGGGGAAAUUCCACCAGAAUUAGGCCUCAUGAAGAAUUUGACAUGGAUGUAUUUGGGGUACAACAAUUUCUCUGGUGGAAUUCCAACAGAAAUUGGUGAAUUAACCUCUUUACAUCAUCUUGAUCUUGUCAACAACAAUCUCACAGGUGAAAUUCCAUCAUCUUUGGGUAACCUCAUCAAUCUUCAACACCUCUUUCUCUACCUCAAUAAACUCACUGGACCAAUUCCGAAAUCCAUUUUCGGGCUAAAGAGUUUAAUAUCACUUGAUCUAAGUGAUAACUUUUUGUCAGGAGAAAUCCCUGAAGAUAUAUUUAAAUUGCAGAACUUGGAAGUCCUACAAUUGUUUUCCAACAAUUUUACGGGAUCAAUUCCAAGGGCUUUAUCAUCUUUGCCUCAUCUCAAAGUUCUUCAAUUAUGGUCCAACAAAUUAUCAGGUGCUAUUCCAGAAGACCUUGGGAGGUAUAACAAUCUCACCAUCUUGGACCUAUCCACCAACAAUCUCACUGGAAAAAUUCCUGAAAUGCUCUGCGAAUCGGGCAGCCUGUUCAAGCUUAUUCUCUUCUCAAAUUUCAUUGAAGGCGAAAUCCCACAAAGCUUGUGUCGUUGCAAAAGCUUGCAACGAGUUCGCCUUCAGAACAACAAACUCUCCGGUGAAUUACCACCUGAAUUCACGAGACUUCCGCUUGUUUACUUCCUUGAUAUUUCAGGUAACAAUCUCGGAGGCACAAUCAAGGAGCCGAAAUGGAAUAUGCCAGCAAUCCAAAUGCUGAACUUGGCAAGAAACCAGUUUUCCGGGGAGAUACCUGAGUCCUUUGGCAGCAAUAAGCUCGAAAACUUGGACUUGUCUGAUAAUGAUUUCUCCGGUAGCGUCCCUCAGAGCAUUGGAACCUUUUCAGAGCUUGCAGAGCUCAAACUCGGCCAGAACAAACUUUCAGGUAAAAUCCCUGAUGAAUUGUCUUCGUGUAAGAAGCUUGUUGCUCUUGAUCUCAGCCAUAACCAGCUAAGUGGAGAAAUUCCCAUAAGUCUUUCUGAAAUGCCAGUUCUUGGCCUGCUUGAUUUGUCGGUAAAUCAGUUAUCGGGCGAAAUCCCCCGAAAACUGGGGACAGUUGGAUCACUUGUCCAAAUAAAUAUCUCUCAUAACCAUUUGCAUGGGAGUUUGCCAUCAACUGGCGCAUUCCUUGCCAUCAACUCUAGUUCAGUUGAAGGCAACCAUCUAUGCGGUGGCGAUGAAACCACCGGUUUACCACCAUGCAAACGGAGGAAGAAUCCCGCCUGGUGGCUUUUUCCGACCUGCCUUCUCGCAGUAUUGGUGGCCUUGGCUCUUGCUGCUUUUAUUGUCGCUAUAGGAAAACGUAGAAAGAAGAUGGAGUCAAAGAGAACGGACAGUGAAGAUGGGACUUGGGAAGUUCAAUUUUUUAGUUCCAAGGCCUUGAAGUCCAUGACUACCAGGGAUAUUUUCUCAUCUAUGAAAGAGGAAAAUCUGAUCGCCAGGGGAAGAAUAGGGACCAUAUACAAAGGAAACUGCAGCAUUGGUGGCAGUCGUUUCGUCACAACAGCAUUUGGCGACGUGAAUUCUGUUAGUCCAGCAAGUUACUGGACGGAAGCGGAAGAAUUUGGUAGACUUCAUCAUCCCAAUAUUGUUAAACUCAUUGCUGCAUGCAGGUCUGGGAAGGGAGGGAUUUUGAUUCAUGAAUACAUUGAAGGGAAAAUAUUGAGUGAAGCUCUUGGAGGGCUGAGCUGGGAUCGACGACAAAAAGUUGCUGUUGGGAUUGCAAGAGCUCUUAAAUAUUUGCACUGUUAUUGUUCACCAGGCAUACAAGUCGGUGACCUUUCACCGGACAAAGUUAUAGUUGAUCUCAAAGAUGAAGCUCGCCUGAGAUUGAGUCUUCCCGGAAUGACUUGGGCAGAAAACAAAAGUUCCAUCUUUUCAGCCUACGUUGCUCCAGAAACUUCAGAAUCCAAACUAAUCACUGAGAAGAGUGACAUUUACGGAUUUGGGCUCAUAAUGAUUGAGCUCUUGACCGGAAAAAGUCCCACCGACGCGGAGUUUGCUGUGCAUGAAAGCAUUGUCGAAUGGGCUCGUUAUUGCUACUCAGAUUGUCAUCUUGAAAUAUGGGUCGAUCCAAUCAUCAAGGCAAAUGCAUUGAAUAAUCAGAAUCAGAUAGUAGAGAUUAUGAAUUUAGCUCUACAAUGCACUGCUAGAGAUCCGGCAGCAAGACCUUGUGCAAGUGACGUAGCUAAAGCUCUAGAACUGGUUGUCAGAUUGGGCCCUUGUACUCUAGGCUUCAAGUGGUUUUCUUAAUAAUCAAGUUUUGGAUGUCUAACUCCAUGGUGAUUUUCUUUUAUCAGUAUUUUUUUUUUGUUGGAUCUUUUUAAUUGAUUUUGGUUUUUUUUUAUUUAUUAUGGAGUCUAAUUGAGUGUGUUACUCAAUGUUUUGUUUGAUGUUAAGAUGACAAACUACUCGGUGCAAAAUGUAGAUAAUAUUGAAAGCCAGUAUAGAGGUUACAGCUAUAUAUUCUAAAUAUCUUCAAGUAAUUUCUUUGUA
This is a messenger RNA of Coffea eugenioides, 3383 nucleotides long. Its product is annotated as probably inactive leucine-rich repeat receptor-like protein kinase At2g25790. The coding region runs from base 234 to 3140 and encodes 968 amino acids. The record is from RefSeq and is a predicted model, not a curated record. Lineage: Eukaryota; Viridiplantae; Streptophyta; Magnoliopsida; Gentianales; Rubiaceae. Gene Ontology annotation, biological process: protein phosphorylation. The transcript is spliced from 3 exons. Gene Ontology annotation, molecular function: protein kinase activity; protein binding; ATP binding.